AUGUCUUCUUUUGUUGAACCAUCACACCCUUCGUAUCAGUACCCGUCUGAUUUGCCUGGCACAAUUUUGGUCACAAAGACCUUUAAUGGCACGAGUUUUGGGGGUUGGAGACGAAGCAUGUUAAUUGGAUUAUCAUGUAAAAAUAAAUUGGGGAUAGUCAAUGGGACAAUACCCAAACCUAGUGAAAUCUCUGUGUUGUUUGAAUCCUGGGUCCGUUGUAAUGACAUGGUGACUGUAUGGAUACUAAAUAGUCUAGACACUGAGAUUAGGGGGAGUGUGAUGUAUACAGAAUCUGCUCAAAAACUUUGGAAAGAAAUCGAACAACGAUAUGAGAAAGCGAAUGGGACUAAGGUGUUUCAAAUCAGGAAAGACCUUGCUUCCAUUUUCCAGGGGUCUUCCAACAUUGCUUCCUAUUUCAGUCGCAUUAAAAAGCUUUGGGAUGAGUUGGCUUAUUCAAUUACUUAUCCAGACUGUACAUGUGGUUGUAAAGAGGCCUUUCGGAAGAUAAAAGAAGAGCAAAAGGUUCAUCAAUUUUUUGAUGGGGUUAAAUGA
This is a messenger RNA of Nicotiana attenuata, 552 nucleotides long. RefSeq lists its product as uncharacterized. The transcript has a single exon. The record is from RefSeq and is a predicted model, not a curated record. Bases 1 to 552 code for a protein of 183 amino acids. Lineage: Eukaryota; Viridiplantae; Streptophyta; Magnoliopsida; Solanales; Solanaceae.